GUGAAAGUGGAUCUGUCUUGCCUGAUCAGCCAGGUGAGACGAGGCCUUCCACAGAUCACAGAGCAGAUUCUCACUAUGGGCAGGAAGGGCACGCGACUACAGAACAACUGCGAAUGCGUGAAGGUAGAGAUCACCGAAGCCAUGGAGAAACACAUCCGCGAGCUGAAGGCAAGGGAAAGAACCCUCAGAGAAGACGUGGAUUCUUUUCUCAUGGGAGAACUUCGCACCAUUAGAACGUACCAAGAGAACGCAGAAGUCGAGAUAGCCAGCUUAGCCAGUUUCUGCGACUCGGCGGAGUCCAUGCUCAGCAUGAAUCGUCCAAUUCCUGAUGGAGAUCUCAUGGAAAUGAAAAGGCAAAGCCAAGAGCAUGUGGAAACUGUCAACUGUUACGAAGAUGGAACCAUCAGACCUCCAAACCUCAAACAAAUCCAAGCAUCGCUCGAGAGUCCAUUUUUGUCGUCUACCAUCGGGAACUUUGGUGAUCUCAUCAUAACAUCGCGCACGUCAGGUCAAAGAGAAGCUACGAGUAAUGUGCGGGAGCCUCUUCCAUCUAUGCUGGAUGUACCGCCAAGUCGACGGACACGGGCCUCUGUGCCACCUCAAGCGGAGCACCGACCCGCCGUGGUACUUGAGGUGCCGGCCAUCAGCGCCAGAGCUAACUCAAACUCGCCCAGAGAAGUCAGAAGAUUACGCCAGCCGUCGGUUUAUUUUGCUGACGAAACCCCUCCACGAGAAGAAGACAACACAUCAAGGUGGGACGCCCUCUCGAGGUCUAUGCGUCCAAACCGGCGAAGUCGCCAAGAGAGAAAUUCGGACACCCGGAUAGCUGCUCUGAUGGGGAACGACAGACCCACUCUGUCACAGGUGAUGCGGAAUCGGGCACGACACCGCAGUUUGGGCGCUUUACCAGCCACGAGCGAGUACUCCGAUGAAGAAAGUCCUCCAAGAGAGGAAACCCAGGGUCGGACAAUCCGGGACGACGCUGAAGAAGACUCUUCUUUCACAGACCCCUUGUCUUCUACGUACCCCGGAGCGAGAUCAGGCCAGUUCCUCCCGCCCUCUGUUCGCUUCGACAUUGAUUUGAAUGACAGAGGAGAUGACAUCGAUGACUCUGGAAACUUGGGCUUGUUCCAAAACAGUAACAGCCCAAGCAUUUACGUGAACAGCCCCCGAAACAGGUACAACCAGAAAGGCACCGCUGUCGUGCGGUUUGGGGACAGAGGCAGUGAGCCAAAAAGCUUCACGUGGCCGAGAGGCGUGGCCGUUUCGCCGAUGGACGACCACAUUUUUGUGUCCGACAGCAGCAACCACAGAGUCCAAGUCUUUGACAACUCGGGCAAAUACCUCAAGUCUUUUGGCACAUACGGCCAGGGCAAUGGCGAAUUUGACUGUCUUGCAGGGAUAGCUAUCAACGGUUUGGGCCAGAUCAUCAUAGCGGACAGAUACAACCAUCGGGUGCAGGUGCUCGAUCGGAACGGGAGGUUUCAGUGUUCUUUUGGUAGUGAGGGAUCUAGUGAAGGUCAGCUGAACUACCCGUGGGGUGUCGCCUGCGACAACAUGGGAUUCAUCUAUGUUUGCGACAAGGAGAACCAUCGUAUCCAAGUGUUUCAGUCUAAUGGAGCCUUUGUCAGAACAUUUGGCCACUACGGGAACCGAUCGGGGCAGUUUGAAAAUCCCCACUACAUCGCAGUGAGCCCGGACAACAAGGUGUACGUCAGUGACUCCAGCAAUCACCGCAUCCAGGUCUUCAGCAUCUACGGCGACUUUCUCUUCAGCUUUGGCAUAUGCGGAACCCUCCGCGGUCAGAUGAAAUUCCCACGCGGCCUUGCUAUUGACCAUCAGGGUUUCGUCGUUGUUGCAGAUAGCGGCAACAACCGAAUACAGAUUUUUCGAGGUGACGGUCGUUUUUAUACCAUGUUCGGAAGCUGGGGGAGUGAAAAUGGCCAUUUUAAAGGUUUGGAAGGAGUUGCGAUUCUGGCAAAUGGGAACAUCGUUGUGAGCGAUAGAGAAAACCACAGAAUUCAAAUAUUUUAAGAAAGUGUCUUUCGGCCAUGGUGGUUUUGAUAUUGUCCCUUUGUUGUUUGCUUUUUUUGUAAAGAGAAGCGCAUUGACACACUGGUAAUUUAGUGCAGAGAAAGAGAAGGACAGACAAGACAGAAAAAGCAGAGGGAAAGAAAAGAAGUAGGACCUACCAGUACCGCCCUCCAGCCUCCCACCCUCAGUUGUAUUCCACCCUGACACAUUGUAGCAAUGUCCACUUGAACGUACACAUAUUUAUGUCAAUGCAUGUUUAUUACAUAAUACACUCUGUGGUCGUAAAUGCCCUUUUGCUUUCACAAUUGGAUUGCAGUUGUUAAAAAAAAGUGUGCAAGCCUUGUUCAAGGAAAUAUAUUUUCUGGUACGAUGAAUUUUCCCGCCCUAAAGAGUUCUGGUCCAAGAAACUUUUACUUUUUAAAAAAUGGAGCCCUUUGUUUUGACAGACACAAAUUAAAGCAAUGCCGCGGUCCCAGUUAGUCACCGUUCCCCAUCUAUUUACACAGGCUAAAGACAAAAGGAAGUCAUGGUUGUAGAAAGUUUCUUCUCUGAACAACUUGGAAGAAUAAUGUCUAUUAUUAAUAUCGUAAUGUUGGAUUCUAUGGAAACCAAUAUCAAGAAAACCAUAAUAAUAAUAAUACUCUUUUUUCUCAGCCAAACUUUCCGAGUACGCUUCUUUUACAGUGUCAGUUCUCGAUUUAUGUGAUUUUCAAGAAUUGUUCCAUCAUUUUCACAUUAUAUAAAUGACAGGGAUUUGACCAUUGUCUUGGAGACUUCUUCAUGUUUGAACGUAAGAUCGUAAUGAGAGGGAAUAUGUUAAUACUCGCACUUAUUACCUUUUUCCCCCACACCUGUUACAUGUGUAUCGUUGGUACUUCCCAUUGUGUCUGCAAACUCUAGUGUUAACUUAAGUGCAUGUGUCCCACAGCCCCCCCCCCAACCCGCCCCCAUCCGUUUUUUCCACAUAGAUUAUAAUACAUGUACAUGAACUCUGUAUGUAUUUGUAUGUUUCCUUUAAAUAAAAGCCUUCCCACUAUAACCACAGGUACCUCAUCUGUUAGGUAAAGGA
This is a messenger RNA of Aplysia californica (California sea hare), 3103 nucleotides long. RefSeq names its product RING finger protein nhl-1. The record is from RefSeq and is a predicted model, not a curated record. Gene Ontology annotation, molecular function: ubiquitin protein ligase activity; translation repressor activity; protein binding. NCBI's taxonomy places the organism in Eukaryota, Metazoa, Mollusca, Gastropoda, Aplysiida, Aplysiidae. Gene Ontology annotation, biological process: negative regulation of translation; proteasome-mediated ubiquitin-dependent protein catabolic process; protein polyubiquitination.